Messenger RNA from Aspergillus nidulans FGSC A4, 5322 nucleotides. RefSeq lists its product as uncharacterized. Gene Ontology annotation, molecular function: ABC-type transporter activity; ATP hydrolysis activity; ATP binding. Gene Ontology annotation, cellular component: membrane. Bases 1 to 5322 code for a protein of 1773 amino acids. Lineage: Eukaryota; Fungi; Ascomycota; Eurotiomycetes; Eurotiales; Aspergillaceae. The transcript is spliced from 18 exons. The record is from RefSeq and is a predicted model, not a curated record. Gene Ontology annotation, biological process: transmembrane transport.
AUGUCUGCUAGCGAAACCACCCCCCUUCUCCCGCCAUCACCAACAUUAUCACCAUCAUUUUCUUCCAUCGAUAAAGAAAAGAACAACCGAUUUGUCUUCUAUGUCUGUCUCAUCACGCUAUUUAUUAUCAAUGGCGGCGGCUCCAUGUCGGUGCCCCCAACAACGAGCAUUCUGCAAGACUUGCUCUGCGAGCGCCAUUACGCCCAGCGAGGACUCACUCGCCCCGGGACAGACGAGCUCGACUGCAAGAUCGAACCCGUUCAGUCUUCUCUCAGCAUGCUCCGCGGCGUCGUCGGGCUGCUGGCGCUGCUGCCUGGAUUGCUUCUGGGGGUUCCCUAUGCUGCUCUCGCAGAGAACUGGGGUAUUAAACGUGUCCUGCUACUGUCGGUCACUGGGAUCAUCUUGUGCGACGUCUGGUUCAGUCUUAUUUGCUGGUUUGGUCGAAAUCUGCCGCUGCAGCUAAUUUAUCUGACUCCCUUGGGGUAUUUGGUCGGUGGAGGGCCAUCUGUCGGCGGCUCGUUGCUACCGACGCGGUUCUUCCUUAUGGAGGCAGCCGCGUACUCGGGCGCUGUGCUUGGCUAUACGGCCAGCUCCGCCAUCAUGAACACGCAUCUCUGGGCGUCGGUCGUGCUAGGACCCUGCCUAGUAUUUUCUACAUUUUUCCUGGUUCUCUUGUUUCCCAAUGACUGCCCCAUCGGGGCAAAGGCCCGUCCCGAUGCUGGGCCUGAUCCUGCGCCUGCACCAGAGGCCAAGUCCAUGCUGCACACGAUGCGCACUGCCAUGGUCCUUUUCAAGGGGCAGAUUGGUCUUGUCAUUAUUCUUCUGGGAUAUGCACUACGGUGCUUGGGAGAUGGUGUCAUGGCGUUGUUGAUCAUCUACGCAUCGCAGGUGUUUGACUGGUCGUUCUCGCAGUCUGGGUAUCUCCUAUCUCUACAGAAUGCAACCCACCUGGUGGUAUUGCUUAUUCUACCCGUUGUAGACCGGCUUCUCGCGCAGUAUCUAGGGCGAGCACGGCAAACGGAACACGAGUUUAUAGAGCCAGCGACAGGGCUGGCCAAGCACUUUUCGCUUGCCCGAGGAAGUGCUCUUCUUUCUGCCAUUGGAAGCGCAGGAAUGGCUCUAUUCAGGUCGCCUUUUCUCUUUGUUAUCAGUGUGAUCCUUUACGGUUUCGGCAGCGGCUACAACCAAUCUAUCCGUUCAAUCAUGACGCUUUCUACGCCAGAGGAACAUCGCGCAAUUACGUACUCUGUUCUGGGAAUCAUGGAAGCGGCAGGUAACUUGGUUGGGGCACCCUUCUGGCCGUUCAUUUACCAGAUCGGGCUGAAGGGCGAUGGAUACUGGGUGGGACUGCCUUUUGUUGUGACGGCAGGGUUAAUGGCCGCGGUCUGGGUGAUGUUACGCAUUCCUAACCUGUCUCCCCGCGGUCCUAUUCCUGCUCUUAUCGCCAUUCACAUUGCCAGCUUCGGAAUGAGGCUCGUCGUAUCCAGCGAUCGGCGCUCUUGGCUGCGAAGCUUGUAUGGCCUUUUCAUGUUGCAAGCAUCUUUGAUCUCUCUCACGGCGUUGUUCAUUCCCCAGAUCGUCUUCCUUUCUGAAAGAGAGCUCCGUUCUCCAACUUUGCGGAAUGCUGUUUCCCUUCCUGCCGAUAUUCUGGAACUCCUUGCAACUGCUGCGGCACUCGUCCUCUCGUAUAUCCACCACUGCCGCUCGCUCCGCCCCUCGACGCUCCUGAUUCUCUUCCUAUCUGCGCGUUCGCCGCUCGGCAUCGCGCGCGUGCGAACUCUAUGGCUUAUCCCAGGGGCCAACAGGGCAGCUAUUUUAUUUACUGCUGGAUUUGUGGCUACCCUACUAUGCGCAAUCCUCGAGUCAACGGAGAAGACGUCUAACAUCCUUCCCGCGAGGAAAAUAGGAAAAGCCAUUCCCGCUACACCAGAGUCCUUCAGCGGCCUUUGGAAGUGCGCGAGUUUCGCCUGGCUGUCUGGAACGUUUCGACGCGGGUAUGUUCAUGUUCUGUCUGUGGAUGAUCUACCGCAGCUGGACCCGGCGUUGGAUAGUGAAGUGGUUAGAGAAAGAUUGGAAUAUAUUUGGGCGACUACGGGCUUCGCAUUCUGCCAGCCCUUCCUCAUCAACGCGACAGUCUCCUGGGUAGGAAGACCAGAUGCCCCAGCCGAUUCGGGAAAGGCGUUGAUAGGAGCGUUUGCCCUCGUUUAUGUCGGACAGGCUGUCUGCACGGCCCUCUACGGAUACCAGAACAUUCGCUUCAUUAUUCGUCUCCGAGGUGGGCUGAUCAGUCUCAUCCAUAAACAAACUGUGCACCCGCGAGCCGUCGAUCUCGGCGGAAGUACUGCUAUCACGCUCAUGGGGACGGAUGUUGAGCGGAUUGUCAGCGGUUUUAGAUUGCUUCAUGAGCUAUGGCCUAGUCUGACGGAGAUCGGUAUUGCAGUAUAUUUGCUGGAAAGACAGGUUGGGGUUGCAUGUCUGGCGCCGGCUGUAAUUGUUGCUGUGUUCAUCUUAGCAACAUUCAAACUCUCCACCUUGACAAACAAGUUCCAGCGUCUCUGGAUUGAAAAGGUCGAAGACAGACUCGGACUAACCUCGUACACGCUUGAGAACAUUAAAGCCGUCAAGAUGUUAGGGCUAUCAGAGAAGAUCUUCAGCAUUGUGCAGGGGCUACGGCACGCUGAGAUCGCGACCUCUGCUGUUUUCCGCAAAUUGCUUAUCGGAACCAUCACUCUCUCAAAUUCCCCUUCUGACCUCGCCCCCAUGACGACCUUCGCCAUCUAUGUGAUCAUCGCGCUCGUCCGCAACGAUAACUCGAUUUUGGCUGCGCAGGCGUUCACAUCACUAUCGCUGAUCUCGCGUUACGAACCCGGUGCUGACGAUAUGCCAGCUGUAGCUGAGGGAGAGGAGCAAAAAAUGCUGGUGACAUUCAACAGAUACACUGUCACCUGGGAAAAAAGUGUAGCCCCCGUCUUGCGGGAGAUCAGCCUGACAAUCAACCACGGAAUCACGAUGAUAACCGGUUCAAUCGGGAGCGGCAAGUCAACUCUCCUAGAGAGCAUUCUCGGCGAGACCCUCGUUACGUCUGGACAUGCAGAUUGGGUAUACCGUGGCUCAGUCGCAUACUGUUCUCAGACACAAUGGCUGCAGAGCCAGAGCAUCAAAGCGAAUAUUGUGGGCAGAUCCCUUCCCGAUGAAACCUGGUAUCGGACAGUCAUAUCAGCCUGCGGACUCGAAAAGGACCUCUCGAGGCUGCCGCGCGGCGAUGCCACAGCCGUGGGGAAUAAUGGGAUGACACUGAGUGGAGGCCAGAAGCAGAGAAUUGUAUGCCCGCCUAUACCCAGCCUUGACCUGAGAGCAGUCUUUCAGAGUGCGUAUGCUGAUUCUGGACAGGCCCUUUCUAGAGCUCUCUAUUCCCGCGCCCAAAUUAUCCUUCUAGACGACGUCUUCAGUGGGUACCUCCUUCGCUAUGCUGACGAGAUCGUUGUCCUGGAAAGUGGCCAACUCGUUGAUAAAGGAAGUCUGGAGGACCUUAUGGCUAAGAGUACCUAUAUCCAAGGACUGCAGACCUCGCUGCCGAAACCGACAUCAUCUAUUGAUAGUAGGUCUAGUGAAACAGUGAUGGCUACUCCUUUUUCGGUCGAGCAAGACCGAACUGCUGAAGAACGCGCAAACGAGGCUGUUCCCAGUGAGAACGACGACCUCCUAGGCCACGAGGCCCCCAGCGAUCCCACCCGCCUGCUAACGGGCGUACAGCAAUCUGGCUCGACUGGUGGACAGAGGCAAAUGCCAGAUUCCAAAUGCCCAGGCGGGCAUGUAUCUCGGUGUUUACGUGCUUCUGGGCAUAUUUGGAAUGAUUCUUAUGAUCAUGGGGUGUCGUCAGCCCUUAAGCUACACAAUGAUCUCGUGGAUAAUACAGCAAGGGCGUCACUCCAGUUCUUCCAACGAGUCGAUAUUGGCAGCAUAACAAACAGAUUUAGCCAGGACCUGGAUCUGGUCGACAUGUCUCUGCCCCUAGAUGCCCUCAGCUGUCUUGCUGCGGUAUGCACGUGCGUCCUAAAGCUCCUCAUCCUGUGUGUCUCCGCCAAGUAUCUCGCCGUCACGAUCCCCUUCAUCUUGAUCACGAUCUAUUUUACGCAGUCUCUGUACCUGCGUACCUCGCGUCAAAUGCGGCUGCUAGACAUCGAAGCAAAAGCGCCGUUAUACACGCACUUCACCGAACUUGUUUCCGGUGCUGCGACCAUCCGCGCAUUUAGAUGGCAUGCUUCGUCCCAGAGAAGUGCACUUAAGCUGCUGAAUCUUUCACAGAGGCCGGUGUAUUUUCAAUACUGCAUCCAGAAGUGUCUCGGGUUUGUUCUCGAUCUCCUUGUUGCAGUUUUGGCUGUGAUUCUGGUUGCCACAGUUGUGCUUUUGCGAGACAAGUUUCAGGCCGGCGACGUCGGUGUCGCACUUGUUACGGUUAUGACAUUUAACUCGAGUCUUAUGAACCUGGUAAGGUUCUGGACGGAAAUGGAGACAAGUAUUGGCGCAGUGAAGCGCGUAAAGAAUUAUGUGAAGACGGCUGAGCCGGAAGAGGAUGAUGUCUCUCAAGCUCGGCUUGCAGAGUUGCCGUACUCGUGGCCGGAGAAGGGAGAUAUACGCUUUGAGGGCGUUAUGGCUGGUCAUUUGCCAUCGUCACCGCCCAUCCUCAAAGACUUAACUCUAUCCAUGUCGCCUGGCUCUAGAGUUGCCAUUAAAGGCUCCAUGAUGAUUGAUGGAUUAGAUUUGAAGGCUUACCGCCGCGAGGAAAUCCGAAAGAGACUGAACAUCAUAACCCAAAAUCCGUUCCUGGUAUCUGGCAGUGUGAGGUUCAAUAUCGAUCCGUGGGGAAAUGCCCCAGAUAAACGUAUUGUGGCUGCGUUGAAGAGAGUAGGACUGUGGGAUGUUAUUGUUCAACAAGAAAGUGGCAGGGACAGUUUUUCAGGGCUAGAUAUGCAAAUCAACGCGAAUGUCUUCUCCGCCGGCCAAAGACAGUUACUGUGCCUUGCUAGGGCGCUGGUUCGACCAGGAAAGGUGUUGAUCUUAGAUGAGGCUACGAGCAGCGUCGAUAAUGCAACCGAAUCGACAAUGCAGUCCAUCCUCGAGACCGAAUUUGCCUCGUACACGAUCCUCUCCGUCCUGCAUCGCUUUCGGUAUAUCCACCACUACGACGAAGUCGCCGUGCUUGAAGCGGGCAGGCUGGUGGAAUUCGAUGAGCCGGGCAUUCUGCUUAAGAGGGAGGGGUCGAGGUAUCGAGAGCUCUAUCGAUCUGGAGAAUAUAAUGGGAACGACGCCAACGGGGUAUAA